This is a messenger RNA of Drosophila arizonae, 515 nucleotides long. It is a transcript of the gene ND-B14.5B, whose product is annotated as NADH dehydrogenase (ubiquinone) B14.5 B subunit. Gene Ontology annotation, biological process: mitochondrial electron transport, NADH to ubiquinone. The record is from RefSeq and is a predicted model, not a curated record. Gene Ontology annotation, cellular component: respiratory chain complex I; mitochondrial inner membrane. Lineage: Eukaryota; Metazoa; Arthropoda; Insecta; Diptera; Drosophilidae.
UUUUCACCAACUGGUCAUAUUUUUUUAGCUGUGAAAUUUUGUCAACAUGGGCGAUCCGGCAGUCUACGAUCCAUUGGAAUUAUUGACAAAUAAAGGCACCCGUCAACCUACAUUCUUGUCGCCAAUAUGGAAUCCAAUGGCCGGCGCUCUAGCCGGCUUCGGCGCUGCGCUAUUCACCAACUGGGGCUUCCGUAAGCCUGUUUUAUCUGGUAUUCAAAAACAUAUUUUGUUUACACUCAUCGGCGGCGGAGUUGGCUACUACCUGGAUAACAAGCGCAACGAGUAUCUGGCCAAGCGUGAUGCCGUGCUCCGGCAUUACGUUGAACUGCAUCCUGAGGACUUCCCUAAGACAGCUCGUAAGAAGUACGCCGACGUUUUGGAAAGUUGGGUGCCUGUUCGCUAAGAACUCGAAUGUUGCUUAAAGAUCUACGGAGCAAGCCCUGCUUCGAAACAACAUUUUAUAGUUAAUUAAAAGGCUUUAAUUGUAAUACAUAUGAAUAAACAACUGUAAUGAA